AUGGCUGAGGAACACGUUCCUGUUCGUUGGGUCCGCUGGCACCCUUACGCUCAUAGCAACGCUGAUGGAGCUACUGACGCCGGCAGCAUCAUCUAUCUCCCCGUCUUGGAUGAUGGGGGACCGUUGUCUGCCGGAGCCUCGGAUACUGAGUCAGCUGGUGCAGCUUACCGCAAUGGGUCUCUGAAUAUCGAGGCCCAAGUCCGCCUGCUAAUGUUCUUGACAAACCCGAACAACAAUCUGGAAGGCUCGCCAGUUACUCCUCCUUCUGAUGAGGUGCUUAUGGCAAGCCCCAUUGCCCCUCUGACUCCCGAGCUCGCGGAGGGGGCGAGCCCUGUUCCUCAGACUACGACUGUCCAGGCCUCGAUUGUCUCUCGCACUCUGAGGAGCUCUCCUCCGACGGUUCCUAUCCUUGCGCACCCUGUCCCCCGUGGUGCGCAACCCGUCCAGACUCCCGACAGGCACAUCUCGUUUUCAAUUCCUCGCAAGCCUAUUGGCUCUACUCCCAAGAAGUUCGUUCGGCCUCCGAGCCCUUAUCCUGGCAAGCCAGCGCCGAUCGACUACAAGAAAUGGGAAGAAAAGUUCAAAGCACUCCAGGAGCUGCAGGAGCAGGAAAUACGCGACCAGCACAAGGCCAAGAAGCCACUCCGCGCGUAUCUUCCUUGGAAUCCCAGGAACACGAGCUUGACGACACUGCUGCCUCCUAAAACUAUCAACGCCACGGGAACCAUCAACAAGCCCAACACCGAGGAAAGAACUUACGUCACUGGCCUUCCUCUGAUCUUCAUCAUUGUCGCCUUGAUGUUGGCGAUCUUCCUUAUGUCGCUAGAUCGCACUAUCAUCUCAACAGCGAUCCCUUACAUCACACACGAGUUUCACUCGACCCCUCACAUUGGCUGGUAUGGGUCAUCCUAUCUCCUGACGGCCUGCACAUUCCAGCCGAUGUUUGGCCGCAUAUUUACCCUCUUUGAGGUCAAAAAGGCCUAUCUGCUGGCCCUUGGUGUCUUCAUGCUGGGGUCACUGAUUUGCGGCAUCGCAUUCAACUCAACCACCUUGAUCGUGGGACGUGCCAUCGCCGGCUUUGGUAGCGCCGGUAUCACAACCGGUAGCUUCGUUGUCGUAGCAGAGGCCGUUCCCUUGCAAUCACGGCCUAUUUUCAUGGCGCUAGUCGGCUUGAUGUUUGGUGUCGGCGCAACUGCCGGACCCUUUUUGGGCGGCUUUUUUACCGACUUCGCCACAUGGCGCUGGUGCUUCUUCAUCAACCUGCCGAUCGGGGCCGUCACAGCCAUUGCUCUGGCGUGCUUCUUCAGAUCCAAGCCAUCCAAGCACUCCGGCCAGUCCAUCAAGAAAAGAAUAGCCAGCCUGGAUAUCACCGGCAACAUCUUGCUGACGAGUGCCUCGGUCAUGCUCUUCCUGGCCCUCUCGUUCACGUCUCAGGGCAGGGCGUGGUCGAACAAGUCAGUGGUGGCCUUGCUCAUAGGCUGCUUCUUCACUGCGCUUGCGUUCGUCUUGGUGCAGUGGUUCAAGCAGGAACGAGCGUUGAUGCCGCCGAGAAUUCUCAACCAGCGCACCGUCUCAGCGUCCUGCGGCAUGGCGCUGAUGACAUAUGGUGCCCUCAUUAACAUGACAUUCUUCCUUCCAGUCUGGUUCCAAGCAAUUAAGGGAGUCACUGCCACGAGAUCGGGUGUCUACAUGAUCCCGUACUUCGUGGUAAACGGUCUCUUCUCAAUCCUAGCCGGAAUUUUCGUCUCGAAGAUCGGCUACACGACUCCCCCGGCUGUGGUGGGGAGCGCCGUUGGUACCGUUGGCGUCUCCUUGAUCACCUUGCUGCGCCCUGAGACGUCCACGCUCCAGUGGGUGGGCUACCAGAUCGUUCUCAGUGCCGGCUUUGGCAUGUCAAUCCAGCAAGGUUUUACCUCGGUCCAGACCGUUCUUGUGGGAGAUGACGUUUCGAUUGGCACUGCCGCCGUCAUCUCUUCCCAAUCCCUCGGCGGUGCGCUGUUCCUCUCGAUCGGCAACACCAUCUUCCAAAGCCGCCUCAUCAAGGCUUCUUCACAACACCUCAUCGACAUUGAUGUCAAAGAACUUAUCGACGGUGGCGCCGCUGCCUUCCGGAACUUGGUUCCGCCAGACAAGCUCCCGACAGUGCUCAAGAUCUACAACAAAGCGCUCACCGAUGUCUUCACUAUGUCGAUUCCUCUUGGGAUUCUGUCUGCCCUUAUGGCUUGCUUCAUCGAGUGGAAAUCGGUGAAGAAGCCGGCAGCAAAGGAUCAGGAAAGUGGGGAUGGGACUAUAAUUGGUGUUGAGAAUGUGAACUCAAAUGCGAGUUCAGAUGAGAAUGGAAUUAGGAAUGAGAAUGCGAGUUCCGAGAACUCUGGAACUGAGAACAAUGCCUAG
This is a messenger RNA of Thermochaetoides thermophila DSM 1495, 2394 nucleotides long. RefSeq lists its product as uncharacterized. The record is from RefSeq and is a predicted model, not a curated record. The coding region runs from base 1 to 2394 and encodes 797 amino acids. Gene Ontology annotation, molecular function: transmembrane transporter activity. The transcript is spliced from 4 exons. NCBI's taxonomy places the organism in Eukaryota, Fungi, Ascomycota, Sordariomycetes, Sordariales, Chaetomiaceae. Gene Ontology annotation, biological process: transmembrane transport.